This is a messenger RNA of Vitis riparia (riverbank grape), 3768 nucleotides long. Its product is annotated as regulator of telomere elongation helicase 1 homolog. The coding region runs from base 68 to 3232 and encodes 1054 amino acids. Gene Ontology annotation, cellular component: nucleus. The transcript has 25 exons. Gene Ontology annotation, molecular function: ATP binding; DNA binding; DNA helicase activity. NCBI's taxonomy places the organism in Eukaryota, Viridiplantae, Streptophyta, Magnoliopsida, Vitales, Vitaceae. Gene Ontology annotation, biological process: negative regulation of t-circle formation; negative regulation of DNA recombination; telomeric loop disassembly. The record is from RefSeq and is a predicted model, not a curated record.
GGAGGAACCCUUUUUGCUAGGCUUUAGGGUUUGACGGACCGUCGUCUCGUUCAUAACCCAGAAAACAAUGCCAAUAUACAAGAUCAGAGGAAUCGAUGUGGACUUCCCUUUCGAGGCCUAUGAUUGCCAGCUAGUUUACAUGGAAAAAGUCAUUCAAUCUCUUCAAGAAAGAUGUAAUGCACUUUUGGAGAGUCCUACUGGAACUGGGAAAACUUUGUGCCUUCUUUGUGCUACAUUGGCUUGGAGGAAGAGUUUGGGUGGUUUCUCAACUGGCAGGAGUGAAUGGAAUGGUCAUAUUAUGGGAAGCCAACAUUCAGAUGUUCCACACUCACAGUCUGCAAAAACAAAUCUACCCACCAUAAUAUAUGCAUCACGCACUCAUAGCCAGCUCCGGCAAGUGAUUCAAGAAUUAAAAAGGACCAGUUACAGGCCAAAGAUGGUGGUGUUAGGAUCUCGGGAACAGUUGUGCAUUCAUGAAGAAGUGAGUUUACUUCGCGGAAGAGCACAAACAAAUGCUUGCCAUUCACUUUGCAGAAAGCGCACAAAAAAGGGUUACUGUGGUCAUUAUUCUCGUGUUUCAGAUUUCAUGAAGUACAAUCCUGGUCUUGGAGAUGACCCUAUUGACAUAGAGGACUUGGUCAAUAUUGGAAGAAGCAAUGGACCGUGUCCUUAUUAUGUAUCACGAGAGCUUCAUAAGGUUGUUGAUAUUUUAUUCGCACCUUAUAACUAUCUCAUUGAUCGUGGCAACAGAAAAUCUCUUAGCGUUUGUUGGAAUAACAGCAUACUCAUAUUUGAUGAAGCUCACAACCUGGAAGGCUUGUGUGCAGAUGCAGCCUCUUUUGACUUGCCUUCUUGGCUUCUGACAGCUUGCAUUUCUGAAGCAAAAAAUUGUGUUGACCUUUCUAUAUCAAGGAGGGAAAUUGAAAAAGCAAAUGAUAAAUCAUGUAAUCCAGAUAAUUUUGCUAUUCUUAGAGCACUUCUUUUGAAGCUUGAGAAGCAGAUUGCUGAAGUGCCUAUUGAGUCCAAGGAACUGGGUUUUACUAGGCCUGGGCCUUAUAUCUAUGAACUACUAGCUGAUUUAAAUAUUACACACAAAACUGCCACCAUGCUUAUUGAUAUAAUUGAGGAAGCUGCCUUGCUUCUUGAGGAAGAUGCAAAAGGAGUGGCCCAAAAGACAAAGAGUACCAUCUGCAGGCUAGAGACCAUGAGUGACAUUCUUAAAAUAAUCUUCAGAGAUGGUGGUAAUGCUCAUGCAAAAUUCUAUCGUGUUCAUGUCCAGGAAGUUGAAGCAAAUGCUGCAGAUGCCUUAAAAGGUAAGGCAUCCAGAACACUCAGCUGGUGGUGCUUCAAUCCAGGAAUUGCCAUGCAGGAAUUCGCUGUGCUCGGUGUUAGUUCUAUCAUUUUGACUUCUGGCACAUUAUCUCCCUUGGAAUCAUUUGCACAGGAACUGAACUUAGAAUUUCCUGUUCGGUUGGAAAAUCCUCAUGUUAUAUCCUCAAAUCAAAUAUGGGCUGGAGUUGUACCAGCUGGUCCAUCUGGUUGCUCUUUUAACUCUUCUUAUCGGACUCGUGAUUCUCUAGAAUACAAGCAAGAGCUUGGGAAUGCCAUUGUCAAUUUUUCUAGAAUUGUACCCGAUGGGCUGCUUGUAUUUUUUCCAUCUUACUACAUCUUGGAGCAAUGCGUUGGAUGCUGGAAGAAUAAAAGUCAUGCCAACUCAACAAAUUCUAGUACAAUAUGGGAACGAAUUUGCAAACAUAAGCAGCCCGUCAUAGAACCUAGACAAUCUUCACUUUUUCCUUCUUCAAUUGAGGAUUACAUGAACAAGUUAAAGGACAGCUCAAUGUCUGGUGCAGUUUUUUUUGCCGUUUGUCGCGGCAAGGUAAGUGAAGGACUAGAUUUUGCUGACCAUGCUGGGAGAGCUGUGGUUAUCACUGGUAUACCAUUUGCCAUGAGGACUGAUCCUAAGGUUCGUCUGAAACGUGAAUUCUUGGAUCAACGGGGUCUAUCCCAAAAGGAAGGAUGUAAGGUUUUGACAGGAGAAGAGUGGUACACUCAACAAGCAUCACGAGCUGUGAAUCAGGCUGUUGGCCGUGUAAUCCGUCAUCGUCAUGAUUUUGGAGCAAUUAUCUUUUGUGAUGAAAGGUUUGCACAUCCAAACCGUCAGUCUCAAAUUUCACUCUGGAUACAGCCUCAUAUCAAGUGUUACUCCAAAUUUGGGGAUGUAGUUUUUACAUUAACCCGUUUUUUUCGAGAUGCUGGAACUCAUGGUCCUCCUCAGCUGAAGUCAAGAGCUGAAGACAGGGGGGAUGUAAAUGAGAUGAAAAUUGCCAAGCCCCUGGAAAGAUCUUAUGAAGAAAACUCUCUCACUCCUCUGACUAUUUCAAUGGAUAAAGAUAAAUUUGUGAAGCCAUUGUCUUCUGUACUUGAAGCUAAAAGAGGCAACUUUUCUAGUCAAUUGGGAGGAGUUCUUCCUGCUAAUCGUUCAUCUCUGACUCCUUAUGAGCAAAAGCAGUCUUUAACAUUGAGCAGUCCUAGUGAUCUGUUCUCCAAAAAGAAAUCAUUGCUAAUCCCUGGGAGGAAAAUUAUGCAAUGUUCAAACAGUGAAAUGCCUUAUUCCUUUAAUAGUUCUUUAUUGGGUGAAAAACCAAGCAAAGAAGAAGUUUUAGUUACUUGUACUGCAAAGAAACGUAGAAUAGAAAAACUUGAUCCAGAUGCGAUGCAGAAUUUUGAAAUGUCCCAUCAUCAUCCAUUUAUGGUAAAAAAUGCACAAUCAAAUGACCAUUUGGCCAAUCAUUCAGUGAAACAUGAUAAUUCACAGUUGCCUGAUGGCACAAACAGAGAGACCCAGGUUGGUUCAGCCAUGCUUCUUGAAGAUGAUUCUCCAAAGAAGGAUGCUGAGUUCCUCAGUCAGAAAGGCAAGGGUGUUCAGUCUAGUCCUUUACCUUGCAGUGUUAAGGAAACAAGAGGAUCUGCUUUUCUAAUUCAGGUUCAAGAGAAACUCAGCACUGCUGAAUAUAAAGAAUUUGUGGGUUUCAUGAAGGCUCUGAAGUCCAAAGCAAUGAAGAUAGGCCAAGUUCUAGAAUCCAUUGCAAGAUUAUUUUCUGGGCCUGAGAGGCUGCCUCUUCUUAAAAGAUUCAAGGAUUAUAUUCCUGCAAAGUAUCAGUCUCUAUAUCAGCAAUAUCUUAAAAAUAAUGAGGAAACAAUUGACACCGAGGAAUCCUUUUCUUCUUAAAUCCUGGAAACUUAAUGGUUAUGGCAUGAAUUUGCGUGGCUAAGCCAGAAUAUCCGACUUAAGGAGAAAUGUAUUGAAGCUGAUAAUCAUCUACCUUCAUUUGAAAGAAAAAUGCAGUUCUCAGCACCAUUGCAAUUUGGUAAGAUUUAGUGCCCAUCAGGUUCAGGAAACUCCAUUCUGCAUUAUGGUAGAAAGCUGCAACACACCAGCUUAGGAGAGAAAAGGAAAAUCUGGAUGGAGCAGGAAAGAUUGGAUGUUAAGGAACCUCAGAUUUUGGGGUUUCACAGCCAAACAAAUUACAGCUAAUGUAAAUGCUGAUGAUUAUGGAAUGGGUAAGGUGGAAUAUUGGAGGCUUAAGUAUCAAGUGUCUGUAACUAUUUUCUUACAGAAUAAAGAGCACAUUUUAAGAGAAUCUUCAAUUCUAUUGUAAAUUUAUUCAUAGAGAUCAUGAAAUCUAUGUUAUUACAGGCCUUUUUCUCCUGUAAACAGUUUUGAUUAUUGCAAUAGUUAUUGUAAACUUGAUCUCUUUUAGGCUA